AUCAUCCUAGUGGUGGGUGUUUGCUCGUCUUCUCAGACCUCGGGUUCGGUUGGAUCAUGGCCUGCCUUCGAUUGCCAGCGGCGCACGCGCUGCAUCCUUUCCCCGCUGGAAGAACCAAAACCCCAUUCUCGAAACCCUUGGUUUCCAAUCCGAGAUUCACCAGCUCCCUUGUCGCAUCGACGAUGAGGUUCCGUUGGGAAGAUGUCAUGCAAGUUUCCCACGAAGACGAAGAUCGUCGGGACCUUCGGGGCUACUUCCACAAAAUCCGAAUUUGCAAUCGAGGGAACGAAUCGAAGACCGAGUUUGUGCCAUUUGUAAUCGAGGAUCAGGUCGUUGGUUUCAUUCAUAAAGGGUUUGUGGAUCAUUUGAAAGACUUUCCCGGUGUUUUUACGUGUUUGUUGGGUAAUGGUGAUCAUCGCUUUGAUAAUGGCCGUGUCACUCUUCAUGAGUCUCUCUCGACGCCAGGAGAGAGGACGAGAGCGGUUGCGGGUGUCAUCCGAUGCUUGGGAGAAUUGAUUCCAGGUAUCCGUAGUGAGCAUUACCCUGUGACAUCUUCUUUUGGGGUACCUGCAUUCUUCUCUCUUGAACGUGCGGCUGCUCCUUACUUUGGCAUAAAGGCAUAUGGUGUUCACAUGAAUGGGUAUGUUGAGAUAAAUGGACAAAAAUUUCUUUGGAUUGGAAAGAGAAGUCAAAUGAAACCUACUUACCCUGGGAUGCUUGAUCAUCUUGUUGCUGGAGGGCUGCCACAUGGUAUCUCCUGCAAAGAGAAUCUAAUAAAGGAAUGUGAAGAGGAAGCAGGCAUUCCCAGGUCAAUUUCUGAUUGUGCCACCUCUGUUGGAGCAAUUUCUUACAUGGACAUUGAUGGGUUUAGAUACAAGAGAGAUGUGCUUUUUUGCUAUGAUUUAAAACUCCCUGCAGAUUUUAUACCAAAUAAUGAAGAUGGAGAGGUUGAUAGCUUCAGAUUGAUUCCAGUGGACGAUGUUGCCAAUAUCAUCCGUAGGUCUGAAUUCUUCAAGCCAAAUUGCACAAUUGUCAUUAUUGACUUUCUCUUUCGUCAUGGGUAUAUAAGCCCUGAUGAUUGUGGCUAUUUAAAGCUGCUUCAGAGCUUAAGGAGUGGAGAUUGCUGUUGAGCCAACAAUUUUGUUAAGGUAUUUUUUUGUUUUGGACAAAGCUUAUAAACCACCUCUGUUUUUAUUGGUUAAUAAUUAUACAUGGUUCUUGUUAAGGGAAUGAAUGAAGACUUGUUAUAUUAUUUUUA
Messenger RNA from Dioscorea cayenensis subsp. rotundata (Guinea yam), 1258 nucleotides. RefSeq names its product nudix hydrolase 20, chloroplastic-like. Lineage: Eukaryota; Viridiplantae; Streptophyta; Magnoliopsida; Dioscoreales; Dioscoreaceae. The transcript is spliced from 9 exons. Bases 57 to 1130 code for a protein of 357 amino acids. The record is from RefSeq and is a predicted model, not a curated record. Gene Ontology annotation, molecular function: 8-oxo-dGDP phosphatase activity.